Hyla sarda is the source of this 2970-nucleotide messenger RNA. Its product is annotated as gastrula zinc finger protein XlCGF26.1-like. The transcript is spliced from 3 exons. The coding region runs from base 132 to 1784 and encodes 550 amino acids. NCBI's taxonomy places the organism in Eukaryota, Metazoa, Chordata, Amphibia, Anura, Hylidae. The record is from RefSeq and is a predicted model, not a curated record.
GAUGAGCCGAGAGCAGCAGCCCCUGAUCAUGUGACUCCUCCUCCUCCAUGUGACUGAUCACCUGACUGUGACAUCAUCGCAGGUCCUGUUAGUACACUUCCUGUACAGCUCUGCUGGUGAAGGGAGCAGAUAUGAACAAUAUUAAUGCUCCAGAGACAGAUGUGAGCGGUGAUGAGCAGUAUAAGAAGGACAUUCCUACAGGGAAAGAUCUGAUCUAUAUUAAUGCUACAGGCAUAAAGGAAGAAGAAGAGACAGAUGUGAGCGGUGAUGAGGAGUAUAAGGAGGACAUUCUUACAGGCAACCGCCCAGAUGACUAUACCAGGAGAUCAGAGGAGAAUCUUAUAUCUUCAGAUUAUAAAGCAGAUGAUGAUAUCACACAAGAUACAUAUGAAGAACAUUCCAUUAUCCCAGAUACACCCUCAGCCCUUCACAGCCAAAAUCUGUCAUCUCAUCCUGUUAUACAAGUCCAACCUAAAGAUUCCUCUCAGUCUGUUAAACAAAAUAAGGAAAAGCGAUUUUCAUGUCCAGAAUGUGGGAAAUGUUUUACUUUGAAAUACUCUCUUGUUAGACAUAAAACAACUCACACAGGAGAGAAACUAUUUUCAUGUCCAGAAUGUGACAAAUGUUUUACUCAGAAAUCACACCUUGUGAUACAUCAAAGAAUUCACACAGGAGAGAAGCCAUUUUUAUGUCCAGAAUGUGGGAAAUGUUUUACUUUCAAAUACUCUCUUAUUAGACAUAAAAAAACGCACACAGGAGAGAAACUAUUUUCAUGUGCAGAAUGUGGGAAAUGUUUUACUCACAAAUCACACCUUGUGAUACAUCAAAGAAUUCACACAGGAGAAAAGCCAUUUUCAUGUCCUGAAUGUGGGAAAUGUUUUCCUGAGAAAUCAUCUCUUGUGAGUCAUCAACGGAUUCACACAGGAGAGAAGCCAUUUUCAUGUUCAGAAUGUGGAAAAUGUUUUACUCAUAAGCAUUCUCUUGUUAUACAUCAAAGAAAUCACAGAGGAGAGAAGCCAUUUUUAUGUCCAGAAUGUGAAAAAUGUUAUACCAAUAAAUCACAGCUUGUUAAACAUCAAAAAAUUCACACAGGAGAAAAAUGUGAAAAAUGUGGAAAAUGUUUUACGCGGAAAUCUAUUCUUGUUGAACAUCAAAGAACUCACAAAGUAAAGAAACCAUUUUCAUGUUCAGAAUGUGGAAAAUGUUUUACUUUGAAAUCAAUUCUUGUUCAACAUCAAAGAACUCACACAGGAGAGAAGCCAUUUUCAUGUUCAGAAUGUGGGAGAUGUUUUACCCAUGAAUCACAUCUUGUUAAACAUAAAAAAGCGCACACAAGAAAAACGCCAUUUUCAUGUUCAGAAUGUGAGAAAUAUUUUAUAUCUAAAUCAUAUCUUGUCAUACAUCAAAGAUCUCACACAGGGGAGAAACCAUUUUCAUGUUCAGAAUGUGGGAAAUGUUUUACAGAGAAAUCAAUUCUAGUGAAACAUCAAAGAACUCACACAGGAGAGAAGCCAUUUUCAUGUUCAGAAUGUGGUAAAUAUUUUACUCAGAAAUCAAUACUUAUCAGACAUCUAAGAAUUCACACAGGAGAGAAGCCUUUUUCUUGUUCAGAAUGUGGAAAACUUUUUACUCAGAAACCACACCUUGUUAAACAUCAAAUGACUCACACAGGAAAGAAGCCGUUUUCAUGUUCAGAAUGUGGGAAAUGUUUUACUGAGAAAUCACCACUUAUCAAACAUCUGAAAAUUCACACAGGAGAGAAGACAAUUGAGAGCAAUAAAUGAUGCAGAUAAGACAUCUAUAUAUUAACCAUGUACAUAGGAUAUCUGACAUUUAUACAUAUAUCAUAUACUGCAUCUCCAAACUUGUUCCCAAUUGUUAAUAAAAGUUUUCUUUUAGAACGUAGUCACCGAUCCAGCGAUGUCAUCACUAUAGUUUACAUGGUAGGAAAAGAGUGUGAUAUAUGGUUGUGAUAUUCACUGCUCCUCAUGGAGAAGACCCAACAGGCAUAAUCCAUGGGGAGCUGCUACUGGAGACCCAAACACCUCAGAGAGAAGGGACUUAUUCCAGUGAUGAAGAAUUCCAGGACAUGACCAGAUUAGAGACACAAAAUCACUUCUAUCUUCUGGCUUCUAGGACAUUAUUCUGAUGGAAGAACUUUACACAUUAUAAAAAGUCCUAUAGGUGUUGGGGAACAUUUAUAGACAAUUGUUGGCCCUGGCUGUCAUGGCGUACCAUAGGCCCCCUGCCUCCAUAUUACACAGGUCUGAUGGAGGAAUAGGGUAAGGAAGGGUUAAUGUUUGUGGUUCUAACAAUAACUGUACAAGGAUAUAUAAGAAGUAAGGAAUAUAUGAGGGUAAGGCUAUGUUCACACGGUAAUGUACGCACAGAAAAUCUACGCUGGCAUUAGGAUCGCUCGGGUAUGCCCCAUCUCAUAGAUGACAAUGCAUUUGGAAUGGAAUCCAAAGAAAAAAAUAGACAUGUCUAUUAUCUCGGCGGACUCAAGAAUAAAAAUUUCUGUUUCAGAGGUUUCCGGUGUGGAAAUUCUGCUGUGUGAACAUAGCCUAAGGCAAGGUUUCCACUGACUUUUUUACUGCAUUAAUUUGGGGGGAAAAUAUUGCAUUUACCUGCAUUUUUGCGUUUUUUAAACCUGAAAAGUUUUUCCUGUUCCUGUGUCGAUCCCAUUUUAAUGCUUUAGUAAAAAUGCCAGAAAAACAACACCAAUACAUUACCCACAUUGCGUUUUUAACUCCUUAAGGACCAAGCCCAUUAUGACUUUAAAGGGGUAUUCCGCCCCUAGACAUCUUAUCCCCUAUCCAAAGGAUAGGGGACAAGAUGUCAGAUCGCCGCGGUCCCGCUGCUGGGGACCCCCGGGAUCCCCGAUGCGGCACCACGCUCUCAUUACAGCACAGAGCGAGUUCGCUCUGCACGUAAUGAUGGGCGGUACAGGGGCCGGAGCAUCGUUACGUC